Molecule: messenger RNA, 1124 nt
Organism: Medioppia subpectinata
Lineage: Eukaryota; Metazoa; Arthropoda; Arachnida; Sarcoptiformes; Oppiidae
Source: the annotation of a GenBank genome assembly
UUGUAUUAAAUUGUUUGAUUGGUUGCAAUGAAAGGCUUACAACUGUUUGGGCCAUUACUACGCCAGAAGUCUUUCCAUAGUCAGCCCAAGUCUGUCAUCCAUUGCAACAAAAUGAAAGUCUCAUUACUUCCAGCGCUUGAAGAUAACUAUAUGUAUCUAUUGAUCGACGAGAAGACCAGAGAGGCUGCGGUCAUAGAUCCGGUCGAACCAAACAAAGUGCUCAAUGCAAUCAAAGAAGAGAAUGUAGUGCUGACCACAAUCCUCACAACCCAUCAUCAUUGGGAUCACUCGGGAGGCAAUGUAGAGCUGCAUAAAGCCAUGCCAUCACUCGCUGUGGUCGGUGGCGACGAUAGGGUCGGAGCGCUCACUAAAUUAGUUAAGGGCGGCGAUCGGCUCACUGUCGGCGAGUUGAACAUUGAAUGUCUGUUCACUCCGUGUCACACAAAAGGCCACAUUUGCUAUUACGUCACUUCCAGUACCGAUUCAAACGCCGAUCCAAUAGUUUUUACAGGCGAUACACUAUUCGUUGCCGGCUGUGGGAAGUUCUUCGAGGGAACCCCCAAUCAAAUGCACACCGCUUUGAUUGAUAUAUUGAGAAGUUUGCCAGAAAACACAGACUUGCGUUCGAGAAAAGAGGCGACAAUUCCGUCAACGAUUGGUGAGGAGAAGAAAACCAAUCCUUUCAUGAGAGUUGACGUCCAAAGUGUCCAAAAAGUGGUCCACAAAGAGAAUGAUUCGAUCGCAACGAUGGGUGAGUUGAGACGAUUGAAGGAUAAUUUCAAAGCCAAGUAAUGCCAUAUCAGUCGACGUCUUUGUUUGGGGGCUUUUUCGAUGAAUUGGCAGUAAAUAUCUUCAUUUCGUUCUCAUAACGAAUCUUAUCGUUAUUAAACAGAUUAUAAUAAAUCUACAAUUAUAUCAAUUAUAAUUAAUAUCACUACAAAAAUUUAAUUUUACCAAAAUUAUAAUGUAAUCACUGAUUAGACCUGUUUGGAAGUGAGUGACAAUUCAUGCCAUUGUUGUGCUAAUGCUUUUGUCAGCUCCUGGUGUGUCAUUUCAGCCUAUAAUCCAAUUCAAUUGAUUAAUACUUUAAUACUUUAAUAAAAUAGCAUUUUGACAAAAAUACA